AUACUCCCGCACACACGUGUAUCUUAAGAGCCCCUCCUAAAGGGGGUCUUAUAAUGAUCAAUGCUUGAGUGAUUUUCAAGGCAAAAAGGGUUUGACAUUGCGGGUGCCGGUUUUUAAUACAAGUCAUCAUUUUAUAUCCGCUCAGAGAAUUUCUGCUUACAUUCUCGACCGAAAGAUGACGUUUGGGUAGUCGAUUGGUAUUAUUAUCACUAAUAAAUCGUCAUUUUAUGUAGGUUUGAAUAAACGUUUCAACGUUAUCACACCAUAACAUAAAGUUCAGUCCGUAUACACUGAUGGGUUUCUCUCGGUACACUGUACAUUUGGUGCUAGGCAGUGAAAUUUGCAUUUUGCUUGUUGCAAUGUCAUGAUGAUGAUGUCAGCUCUCUUUUCAUGUUUUAGUUACACGAUCGACACAGUAUACACUUACAGGCAGGCUACAGUGUGAACCAAAAAAAAUCACCCUAGUAGUAGAAUCAAGAAACUUUCAACAUCGCAAUGGAUGGUGAGCGAGCUGACUGUCAUCUUCAAGACCCCCGUGUGGUCAACAAGAAGACCUAUUCAACUCUUUAUACCUUGCCAACUCUCCGAUAUGCAAAUGUGGUAAAAACAAUAGUAUUCAUUGAUGGAAUUUCAUCACUGGCAUUAUGGUUGACAGGUGGCCUGUCACAGUACUUCAUCGACAACAUUGUCCAUUUCCAUUUCCUUGAAUCAGUAUUCGACCUCGCCCUUCUUGCCACAGUAAAGACAAUUUUGGUAUUCACUCUUUUGGGUUUCUUGGAGCAUGCCUCAAUGGACCAGAUAGAGCGACCGUACAAUCGCUCAUUAUCGACAAAGAAAAACACACUUCAUGCAAUUUAUAUAAUAUUUCUGUUGUUGUGCAUGGCAUUUGCCAUUACGAAAGGUGGUUUGAUUCUCAAUGCUCUUUUGAAUGACCCAAAGUAUCCUGGCAUGCAUCUGACAUUCAAUAUCCUGACAAUAAGCGCAGCUGUGUUUAGUAUAAUUGAGUUCUUAUUGGCAUUGGCAAGCUUUGCUUUCAUGCGGAGGCUGAAACUCGGUCGGAUCAAACACAUGUAUAAUGACAACGGACAGGAGGUCGAUGAAGAAGGAAAGGUCAUCAAGAAAGGUACAAGUCUGAGGCGUUUGGCGACACUUGCCAAAGAGGAGCUGCCAUUACUGGUGUCUGGUUGCGUUUGUCUCAUUUUGUCAAGUGGGACAACCAUGGUUGCCCCUCUCUUGUUUGGACAGGUUGUUGAUGCAGCACAGAAAUCCAUGGCUGAACUCAAUAAGAGCGUCCUGAUACUUUUGGGUGUGUACGCUGGUGGAACAGUUUUUUCAAUGUGUCGAUCAUGGACAUUCACCAUCGCCGGACAGCGGGUUGUUGCAUCACUGAGGCAGCGUCUCUUUGCCAGGGUCAUCAUUCAAGAUAUUGCCUUCUUUGAUGUCACAAGAACUGGCGAGCUGACCAAUCGAUUGUCAUCGGACACUGGUGUCAUUCAGAAUGCAGUGACUGUGAAUAUCUCCAUGCUGUUGCGGAACAUCCUGCAGGUCUUGGGGUCAAUUGUGCUGAUGUUUGUGAUAAAUCCUGCCCUGACUGGUGUGCUCUUGGCUGUCGUACCAAUUGUUUCUGUUGGAGCCGUCCAGUAUGGUAUGUUUGUGAAGAAAAAGCAACAGAAAUUCCAAGAUCGCCUGGCAGAAGCCAGCACUGUUGCUGAGGAGUGCAUCUCAAGUGCACGGACAGUCCGCAUGUUCAGCAGUGAAAGGGCGUCCAUCAAAGCUUAUGAUGAAAAGGUCCAAUUAAGUUAUCAAGUUGGGAAGAUUCUUGCAAUAGCUGGAGGUGCUUUUGAGGGAGUAAUCGGCCUUGCAGCAUAUGGUGCCAUUGUGUUGGUUCUGUGGUAUGGUGGCAAACUUGUUUUUGAACAGGUUAUAACUGCAGGAGUUCUUUUCUCAUUUAUGUUGUACACGCUACAAGUCUCGAUAGCAUUCGGCACUCUGUCAUCGCUCUAUGGAGACUUCAUGAAAGCAGUCGGAGCGUCGGUGCGUAUCUUCGACUUGCUCGAUCGAGUCCCGGAGGUACCGUGCCAGGGUGGUGACAAGCCUAUCGACUUUGACGGCAGUAUCAGUUUCCAUAAUGUUCGGUUCACGUAUCCAUCUCGGCCUGAUACGGAAGUUUUGAAAGAUGUCAGUUUUUCUGUCCAGCCCGGGCAGAUGGUCGCACUCGUUGGUCCAUCAGGUGGAGGCAAGUCGACCAUUGUUAGUUUGAUAGAGCGUUUCUAUGACCCUCGUUCAGGAUCUGUUGAUGUAGGUUCCUAUAACCUGAAGACCCUGGAUCCAGAAUGGUUACACGCGAAAGUGUCGAUGGUUGGUCAGGAACCAGUCCUGUUUGCAUCCUCCAUAAGGGAUAAUAUAGCAUAUGGACGGGAAGCCUCGCUGGAGGAGGUGAUAGAGGCAUCAAAGCAAGCCAAUGCCCAUGACUUCAUCCUGUCAUUUGAUGAAGGGUAUGAUACAUUAGUGGGUGAGAGGGGUGUCAGGUUGUCUGGAGGACAGAAACAGAGGGUUGCUAUAGCCAGGGCACUCAUAAUGAAUCCUGAUGUAUUACUCUUGGAUGAGGCAACAAGUGCUUUGGAUGCAGAAAGUGAACACUUGGUGCAGGAGGCUAUUGAUAAUGCGAUGAACAACAGGACUGUUUUGGUCAUUGCUCAUAGGCUGUCGACAGUAAAACAUGCAUCAAAGGUGUUAGUGAUAGACAAGGGACAGGUGGCUGAACAAGGUACGCACGAUGAACUUCUUGAGCGUGAUGGUGUGUACAAGAAACUGGUUCUCAGACAAUUGAUGGCAGGAAAGGCAGGUGAUAAGAAAGAAGGGGACAGUAGUCUGGAGCAGUCGGAGGAGGUGGCUGAGUCGGAGAAGGUGGCAACAGUACCUGAUGUAGAUUAAUGAUCUUGACUAUGAUCAUUGACUAUGAUCAUCUGAAUGAUUCUAACACCUUGGCAACCAUGUAGAGAAUGCCAGCAACAGUGACAAAAGAAGAAAGUCAAAAGUUGGAGGAACGAAUUGAGAUGUAUGUGUGAUCAUGAAUCAAUGGUAGUAGAUUAUUAGAAAGUAUUAGGUGUAAAGAUUUAUUGUAUUAAUUAAAUCACUUAUGGACAUUUUGUUGUUGUUAUAUGUAUGAUUUGGUCUGCACAGUGAUACAAUUAAAGUAAAAAAUUCAAACAUUCCAAACCCAUCUUUUAUCUGUAAUUUAUUGGUUAAUUCUGUGUAAUCAUUCUGCCAUACAUGUACAUGUGGAUCAUAGUUGAAAAUUGGGCUUUUGCAAUAGAGGUAGUCUUUUACAUGGGUUAGAUUUUGUUUUGAACUUGUGUAUGAUAGCAAAAUAACCCAAGUGAGAUUUCGAAGCCAGCAGAACUCACCAGAGAUUGGUCUUUGGUCAGGAUACCAUUGGAAGUUCAGUGAGGGUGGUUUGUCUUUAUUGAAAGCCAAAAGUGACCAUGUGUGUUAUCAAGGCUAAUUUGAUCAAAAAGAGUAAGAAGCAUCCAACCAUUAUCAGCCAACAUUCUAAAAUACCUUUGAAUUCAACGGUUAUGGUUAUGCGCUUGAGUUGGUGCAAAAUGUGGAAGCUGUCAAAAAGCAUUUAAAAAACACCUUUUUCGUUGUUUAAUUUGAGAUAUUUUAGAUUAGAAAUUGAUACCUCACUGUUGGUAUUGAUUGUCUUACCAAAACCGCGACGGUGGUGCUACCGAGGCAGAGCCAACCAAUACCUCCAGUUUAGUAUCAAUUCCUCAAACCAAAUCAAUUGCAAAAUUAAAUUCGGUUUUGUUAGAGUGAGUCGGUGGAUUAAUAGAGUGAACAAAGUGAGUUUGCCUGCAGCAAUGCAAAUUAUGAAAACGCCUGAUGGGAUAUUCAAAAUUCUGUACCAGCCUCUUGGGAUGGUAUAUAUCAACGUUACCUCUGCGUGUGUUGACCAUACUGAGUGUGGGAGAACGAUUCUAUAUGGAACAGGCAGUGUAAGUUGACCAUGACAUAAAAGUCAUGUUUUAAAUCAAAUCAUCACCAAGAGCAUUCAAAGUAUCAUGAACAUUGAAAGGCAUGAACAACUUCAAGUAAAUUGCUUGAAUGAGCUUGUAUAUUUUUACUUUUAUGCCAUGGUAAACAAACGUGCCUGUGAAAAGGGUCAUUUCAAAAUGGCCACAAUUUAUUUUCGCAGGUGUUUAUUGAGUUGUCGCCUGUUCUUAUUUGUGAAAAUUGUCAGUAUUAUGUCAUUAUCAACGAUGAUCUCAUUUCUGUUUAUCAUCUUAUGUCAUCUUGCCAGCGUACAUGUAGUAAUCCUAUUGAAUUUUUGCCGAAGGUAUGGAAUCUUCUAUAGGCUACUGUCCACCUAUGUGGGCUCUUAAAAUUGCUGUGGCAUAGACACUCAGAUACACGGGAUCACAGCUUUUAGACUCAUCCAACAGACUCUUGGAUAUUUGAUACAUUGUAUAUGUGUUGUGAAGGGCCAGGAAUUUUAGUUCCUUGAAUCCCACGCCAGUUCAUCCAGAAAUUCGAACCAGGGUUCUCUCCAGGAUCGAACCGGGGCCCUGUUGCAUGGUAGCCAGCAGUGUCAACUGCUAGGCUACGAGGCUCACCUAUUUGGAUCAGUCGAAUCAACUGCUUGAAGGUUGUCACAAUGUCAGUGUUGGCUUUGGGAAAAGAUGAGGGUCUGUGUGAGGAUAGCCUGAAUGAACUACAGUAUCGCCUAUUGUUGAGUGGAGAGAAAUUGUGUAGUGGUUUAGACCGGAAACCACUUUUUUAAUAAAGAAUGUAAAGUAUUUAGAAAAAAAAUUGUACUGAUCAUUUGAUGAAGAUGGCUUUAAGUACAAGUACGGGUAGGCAUGAGAAUUGUGUCUGACAUUUGUCUGAAGUAGUAGGUUUUGUUAUUUGUGGUAGAAAAACACUAUAUUAGCUUCAGUUUGAAAAGCAAACAUAUGGCAAUUUUUUGCUUAGUAAAGUAGUUAGUAGUACAUUUAGAUGCCAUUUGUCCACCUUAUUUAGUUAAAUCAUCGACAAACUAAUCUCAUGAGAAAUGAGAACUUGAUAUUUGGCACGUGUAAUUGGUGUAGGGUGUUUUUAGAUGUUUGUUUCAAAGUUAAUUGCUAUUAUAAUAUUUUACUGCAUUUGAUAUCCGAAGUACCUUUAGGUUUUGGGAGUGACUUUGAAUUGUAGGGUGCCAGUUUGAGUCAAGAAUCAAGAAUCCAUUGAUUUUUUAUCUAUUAUGUACACAUAUGUUUUCCAACUACUCACCAGUCAGCGGAAAAUAUCAUGAGAAACACAUUGAGGUCAAAUCGUCAUGAGUUGGAGGCGUGGCUAGUGCCACUUGAUACUGUCAACCGGCCUGCAAUGGCCAAGCAUGGGCACUUCCAGGAGUGUUUACAGUAAUAUGGAUGACGUACACUGUGUGUAUUGUAAACGGUCGUUGUCAGUAAAUGUGAUGUUUUCCCCACUAAUCAACCCCAUCAAAAGUGCCUGGAAGUGUAGAGCUGUGUGAGCGUUGGUUGGUUUCCUACAAAAAGGUUUGGGAUUGGGCAGGGAAAUGAGUGAAUUAAGAAAGCGCUUUGAGACAGUGCAAAUUUAAAGUGCUAUAUGAGAACUUGGAUUAUGGGUACUGCUUCCCAAAGUGUUCUUUGCAAUUUUUGAAUCUGUGAUUACGUUUUUGUGCUGUUAAAAAAUAAAACAUCCUCUUAGUUUUAUAAGUUUUUUGCACAUUGUAUGUAAAAAAUUCAUCUUUAGUAUUUUUAA
Molecule: messenger RNA, 5769 nt
Organism: Lineus longissimus
Lineage: Eukaryota; Metazoa; Nemertea; Pilidiophora; Heteronemertea; Lineidae
Product: ABC transporter B family member 1-like
Exons: 13
Coding region: 496-2934 (812 amino acids)
Biological process (GO): transmembrane transport
Cellular component (GO): membrane
Molecular function (GO): ABC-type oligopeptide transporter activity; ATP hydrolysis activity; ATP binding
Source: RefSeq, a predicted model, not a curated record